Molecule: messenger RNA, 3862 nt
Organism: Wasmannia auropunctata (little fire ant)
Lineage: Eukaryota; Metazoa; Arthropoda; Insecta; Hymenoptera; Formicidae
Product: elongation of very long chain fatty acids protein AAEL008004-like
Exons: 5
Coding region: 672-1571 (299 amino acids)
Biological process (GO): sphingolipid biosynthetic process; very long-chain fatty acid biosynthetic process; fatty acid elongation, saturated fatty acid
Cellular component (GO): endoplasmic reticulum membrane
Molecular function (GO): fatty acid elongase activity
Source: RefSeq, a predicted model, not a curated record
GCAGCAUCGGCCGUUGGACCCGUAAGCACCACGUACGGCACGUACCGCCCUUACCAUCGCACGCGCGUACACACGCGUCGUACACACACACACAUACACACACACAUAUACAUCACACACACACACACACACGUACACGCGCGCGAUAUAAAAAUACCUAUUGCCCGCGGGGACUGAUUGUGUAUUGGUAACCUGGUGUACGACUCACGCGAACGCGUAUGCGACACAUCGCGGGGGACAUAUGUAGCACCCACACGCCGCAGCGUGUGCGUCUCGCUGAUUUUGACCCCGCGAGAGAGAAGGACACCGCGUGCACAGUGAGAACGAGAGCCACCCUACGAAGUCUUCGCGACCCCUCGGCCUCCCGGAAGAAGGGGUCUUCCCUCGCGGAAUCGGCAAGUGUCCCUGCCGAUCGACCAGCACGGCGUCCAGCAUAUAUAUACCGCGCGGACGCUGGAAACUGGCAUAGGGAAGUAACAAGUGCGAAGAGUCUCAAGUGGGACGGAAUCUCGGAUGGUCCGUUUUGGAUGGGUAGCUCGGUUUGAUGCAGCGCCGCUGAAUCACGCAGGGGACCGGUUUCGGUGACGACGUUUAGCUAGGGGGCUAGCAGAAGUGGUGAAGUGCACAGUGCCGGCCAGUUUCCGAUCUCGGUGGAGCGUGAGUGUGAAGAGAUGGCGUCGGCGGCAGCGGAAUUGGUAGCGGAGAGAGAGCCGGAGCUGAGGAUCGAGAUGACGGAUUCGAAUAGGACUUUCGGAGGUGCCCAGGGCCUGGUCAGAAUGGCGCUGGAUCAGUACACGGAAAUCCUCACGACAGUUUCCGAUCCACGUGUCAGCGAUUGGCCGCUAAUGGACUCGCCUGUACCGACAAUCCUUAUUGUGCUCCUUUACCUGUACGGUGUGGUCAUAUUCGGUCCGCGUAUGAUGGCAAACAAAAAGCCAUAUAAACUCAGAGGAGUCCUGGUGGCGUACAAUGCGUUUCAAGUCGUCUUCUCGCUAGGGAUGCUAUACGAGCACUUAAUGUCCGGAUGGCUGUUGGACUACAGCUAUAAAUGUCAACCGGUCGAUUACUCCCACAAUCCAUCCGCUCUGAGGAUGGCGAACCUCUGUUGGUGGUACUUCAUCAGCAAAUUCACGGAAUUCGCUGACACGAUAUUCUUCGUGUUGCGCAAGAAGGACAGUCAGGUGACAUUCCUGCACUUGUAUCACCAUUCUCUCACACCCCUCGAGACGUGGAUCUGCGUGAAAUUUAUCGCGGGCGGACACGGCACCCUGGGCAAUCUUAUAAACAACGCGGUGCACGUGGUAAUGUACGCGUAUUACAUGUUGGCGGCCAUGGGCCCGGAAUAUCAGAAGUACUUAUGGUGGAAGAAGCAUCUAACUACCGUACAAUUGGUGCAGUUCUUCCUGGUGUUCGUGCAUAGCGCGCAGGCCCUCAUCUUCGAUUGCGGCUAUCCGAAACUGAUCGCGGCCCUCCUGCUACUUCACGCGACGAUCUUCUUCGUGCUCUUCUCCGACUUUUACAGGUCCGCUUACCGCAGAGGAAAGUCCGCGAAGGAACUCAAGGCUGAAUAGAACACACGAAGGAACACACAUAACGAAAGGGAAAAUCUUCGUCCCCGAGACGACGUACGAAACACGCGCAAUACACACGUACACACAUGUCGCGUCGAAACUGUGACUCCUUUCUACACCGGUGAACUUUUAAACGCUCGUUAUAAUGUAUCAACAGAUGAGGAACUUAUUAAGCGAUCGUACAUACUUGAAAAUGUCAAUUGUCAGCGGAAGACGUGCGAGGGGAAUAAAUGUUUAAAUACGCGUGGUUCUGUACGAUCGCGAAUGUCGCGGAAUUUCUGAUAUAUUCCGAACACGGCGGUAUUAUUGAAAGGUCGAUGCAACAGUAGAAUUACGCGGCAGCGCCGAGCAAAAACAUUGUGCCGACAAUAUAAUUUAUGAUUCUUAUACAAUGAAAUAACGAUUAUAAAGAAAUGCAAGUAGCGUAUAGUAGGGGAAAAUCUCGUAGCAAAGAAAACGGAUAAAUGGGGAAAAGAAGGGUCAGUCGGUCAACGGGUUAAUGCUAUAUUGUAUUUCUUAUCUGUUUGGCAAGGCGAUACGACGAAAAAGUCUGCGAGACACGGGAAGGACUGGCCAUUAGAAAUAUAGUAAAUUAUAGAAAUACCUUUACGCCGGGCGGCGAUCGAGUGUGAAAUGUGAUUGUUUGGUUUCGCUUUUGCGAUAGUGAUAAAUUUGUAUCAGGCUGCCGAUAUACACGAGAACGUCGCGUCUGAAAAGCCCCCCCGAUACGCGAUCGAGGUCAAAACGUUUCACUGGUGCGGAGCAUGGAGAUUGCUUCCGUGAGGAAGAGGAUUCUUAUUUCGUUACACCCUCCCCGAGCGUAUGUAUCUUCCGCAGGAUAUCUCAGGUCUCGCGAGCGCACCCUUGGAUUAAUUUAAAUGUGUCGCCUCUAUUUUAAUCGAUCUCUAAUUUAUAUUGUUCUUUACGAGCUUAAGAAAAAUGUCACGAGGAAUAAGUAAAAUAAAUGGUAAAUGUAACUUUUCCCUUUUUGAGAACAUAAAAUCUGGAAGAAUCCUAUCGCAUCUUUGAAGAUGCGAUAAACACGAGAAGGAACGCAGAGACGAAACGAAGCAAUAAUAAAUUGUAUACGAGUUGAAAUUUAUGUGAUUAUAAUUACAGUUAGAAAAAUACUCUGCCGUAUUAAUCGAUUUUGAAAAAUUGUGCAAUUAAAAAUUAUGUUCGAUAUUUAUAAUUUUUAGAAUUUAAACAGUGUAAGAUAAUCAAAAUUCUGAAAAUUUUUUUUCACACGCGCGAUAUUUUGCACAAUUUCGAAAUAAUUCUGGUGCCAGUUAAUUAGUGUAAAAAGGAAAAGAAAUAUAUCCGAGAGACUCAUCUUUGCAUACUUAUAUUUAAAGCAAUCAAGAAGCACACUGCAACUUUUCAAUUCGAGAAACGUGAAGCAAUUGGGAAACGUGCAAUAUAUAUGUUCAAUGCUGAAAAACUCUCGGAUAUACCGCAGUGCGGUAUGGAUCACGGACAGGCCCCUACCAAUAAAUUUACAUCGAGAAAUAGCUGGAUUGCGCAAACAAAUUUAUAUGUCCAUAUCAAUGAUGCAUUUUUAUAAUACAAAUCCAAUCUUUUCGAAGAACGUCUCACGACUUACCGCAGCGAGCUACUACGAACGAACGGAGUUUACAGCAUGUCGCGUACUAAACAUAUAUAUAUAUGAAUACCUCAAAUUAUUUUUAAUCUAUAUUUAACCAGAUUUUAUUGCUUCGUUUCGUCUUGUUGAAACUCACCAUUCUGUGAGGCACAGAGAGGCGAUAUACAUAUGGAAGUGUAUUUAUUGUUUGGCAUAACGGUGAGGAUUGUUCCGCGAGACCACGCCGAAUGUUUCACCACUUGUUCUUACUUCCACGGGGAUUUUUACAUGCAGCGUAGACGCGAGAUGACGAGUGUCGAGUAGCGGAGGCGGUAGAACCGGCGCGGACGCACGGUCCGACGCCGUCGGAGAGGACCCGCGGAGUUGCGGCACGUCCGCGCGGCGCUUCCCGUUUUAUCGAUUCCCCUCGGUGAAGCUGCGCAGGCCACACUCGCGAGGAGCGCGCGACAUAUCGCGGAACGCCGCGAACAAUGCCGGAGACUACGAGACGACGGCCCGAGGGGCGGUCGCGCGACGAGACCUCUCGAGAAACUAACCGUUGUACGAUAGGGAUGAUAAGUUAUUAAAAGUCUCUCGGACGCGAGACAAUAAUCUUAGGGUCACGGCGUACACCGGUCGCGCGUGCACCGUCUUGUACAUAUUGUAUCUCCCAUUUUGUAACGAUGAAUAAAAUAUUAAUUAAAAUGUU